Molecule: messenger RNA, 5727 nt
Organism: Eucalyptus grandis
Lineage: Eukaryota; Viridiplantae; Streptophyta; Magnoliopsida; Myrtales; Myrtaceae
Product: putative F-box/LRR-repeat protein At5g02700
Exons: 6
Coding region: 3765-5462 (565 amino acids)
Biological process (GO): regulation of DNA-templated transcription
Molecular function (GO): protein binding; transcription coregulator activity
Source: RefSeq, a predicted model, not a curated record
GAUGGAUCAUUGCUUAGGGACGAUUGCCGAGGGUUUAGUAUGUUAAAGUAAUGGUUUUACAAUAUGGUCAUGUUAUUAGUUGAGGCGCAACAUGAAUUCUGAGGUAGCUUUCGCUGUAAUUUUUUUCUCUUAGGAUAGUUUAGUUAAGUCUCAAUAUGGGAUUUAGCGGGUAUGCAGGCCGGUAGCUCUUGUUACAUUGCUGAUUAUAUAAGAUAAGAAGAUGGUUGUAUUUCUUUCUUGAUUGAAAUGGAUUAUCUCCUAUUUUUGUACACAAGCAGGAGGGUUUACCAUAGUAUGUAGAUUAUCAUAGUCGCAGAGGUAAGGGCAUCUGCCUUUCUGGCAGGAGAACAGUUACUGGAUGAUUGCCUAUUAUGUUUGUGACAGAAAUCUACUUAUCCAGAGCCUAAGGAUUUUUAAGCAUCUUAUUGCUUGUUAGUUGUGUUAUUCUCUAUUAAUCUUGAAUUUGUUUUUCCCCUUUCCAAUUCAAUAGCAUCGCUAUAGUCGUUGUAGGGGUUGAAGGUCCAAAAGUUUUCCACAGAAAACUUAAUCUUCACCUACCUUGAGGUGCAUUGCUUGAACUCCCACCCAUACCACUUGUAAUAGGAGGAGAUGCUGUCGAUGCAUGUGGGUUAGGUAUUGCCAAAAUUAAAUAGGUUUGUGAAUUCUUGUAUGUGUUGUUCUGAAUCAUUUCUCAGUUUGCUUUCUCGUCUGGGAGAAAUCUAUUUGUAAUUUGUUGAACAAUAUGCAACUUGUGCCGGAUUCUUUUAUCUAUUACCCAUUGGAUUUUAUGGCUAUUUUAGGAUUACUUAAUUUCGCAUCUGUUAUACACUGGAUUUUGUGACCAUCUCUGGCAAAACAUUUCUUCUGAACUUUCAUCCUUUUUGUACCCACUCUCAACUCCUGGCCCUCUUCCAGCCCUUGACCUCUCUGUUUUCUAUAUCUGGCGACCUCCCUAACCUCCAUUGACCACCCUGAACUCCGGCGAGCCAUUGAUGACGGCACCCAUUGGCUAUGUAGGCUCUUUUCCUCUUCUUUUAUAUUGUUGUUUGCUUUCUCUGAGAUGUUGAAGACUUUUCCUCUCAUCUUCUUUGCUGCGUGCGAUUGUUGAAGCUGGUUUUGUUGUGAGAGACCUACAAGGUAAAAGGGCUUUUUAUGGAACGAAAAUCUUUUGAGCUUGUGUUAGAGGUGGAAAAGGAGGACUUGUUAAGAGUGACGGAGUAUGCCAGAUGGAGGAGAUUGUCGAUAUACCUCUAUAUUGAGGACUUGAAAUGGUGGAUGGAUUACCAUGCACUUGUAGAACCUGGUAAAACAGGCAUAUGGGGAAUUAGAUGUCGUAGUUGGAAGAAGUACCAACCUUCCAAACAUGUGGUGGCAUUGUAGUGAUGUAGAAUGAGAAAUCAGGCAACUUAGUAGAUUGCUUAGUGGGCCAAUUUAGUGUCUCAUGCCUGUUUUGUGGUGCAGAAGUGGGGAAGAGUGGGUGUUUACUGGGGUGUAUGGUCCUGGAGUGGGUAGCACUAGGGGUUCUUUCGGGGAUUAGCUCUCUGAUAUUAAAAGUAAAUGGGGAGUGCGGGGAGAGUUCAACGUGGUAUUGUUUCCACAUGAACCGGAUGGGAUUGGUACUGAAAUAGCUUGCAUGAGGGAAUUUUGGCAGAUCUUAGACACCUUUUGCCUGAUUGGCUUGUUGUUGGUAGGUUGGGAGUAUACUUGGUCCAGGGACUGGGAGAGGCUAUCCUUUUCACGCUUUGAUGGGUUCUCAGUUUCAACAACACGGGAGGAUAUCACCCAAACUCAAGUCAAAAGUUACCUCAAGUGACCUCAGACCACCAUAUAAUUGUGUUAGAGAAUAGAGUUAUUGAAUGGGCCCCCACUCCUUUCCAGUUUGAGAGUGUUUGGCUCAAACUAGAAGAUUUCAAGUAGGUAGUUAUCAGUUACUGGAAGAAUAGUUCUUUCAGGGUGUAGGACAGCUUCACUUUUGCUUCAAAGCUCAUGGGGCUAAGAUAUAUUCUGAAACAUGAAGUCAUGAGAAGGUUGGAAAUAUGGGAAACAAUAUGAAAGAGACAAUUCAAGAAGUUGAAGAGCUUAAGGAUAAGGAGAUCCAAAUGACUUUAAUAGAGGAAGAGCAUUUUAGGAGAAUGGAAUUUAAAGAGCUCUUGCGUUGUUGAUUCAAAUGGAAGAGACCUCCUGGAGACAUAUCUCUUGGGAGAUUUAGCUUGAUGAUGAUGAGAGAAACACAAAGUCCUUUGAAAGAUGGCCAAUGCUCAUUGAAGAUAUAACUUCCUCAGUAAGUUGGAAGUUUUUGGGAUGGCUGUUGAAAUGUAAACGCCAUAGUGUGUGGUUAUCUAGAAUUCUAUGCUGAUUCAUUCAGGGAGAGAUGUUUUGAGAGACCGGAAAUGGAGGCUUCUCUUGAUCCCAAUAUGGUUGAGAUGCUGCAAAUGCCUUUCCAGGGGGAAGAGAUUAGAAGGGCAAUCGUGGAGUGUAAUGGAGAUAAGGCACUAGGUCCUGAUAAAUUUACGUUUAAAAUUUUCACGAGAAUUGGAGAUUGUUAGCAAUGACCUUCUAAAGGAGUUCCAGAGUAGGGGGCAAGUUUGUAGAUAAUCUUAAUUGUACAUUCUUAAUUCUCAUUCCUAAGGAGCCUGGUGCGCCAAAUGUUAAGGAUUUUCAGCCUAUAAGCUUGGUCGGUAGCAUCUAUAAGAUUUUUGCCAUAGUUCUUGCUGGUCAUUUGAAAAGGUUCUAGCUCACCUGGUGGGAUCUUUUCAAGAUCGUUUUGUGGAAGCUCGUCAAAUAUUGGAUGCUAUUCUUACUGCCAAUGGUCUUGAGGAAAGAAAAGCAGGAGUGCUUUGCAAAUUGGACAUGGAGGAGGCCUAUGAUCAGGGAUCAUGGGAGUAAUGUAUGUGUAAAGAAGAAUGUAUUUCUUCUUUUGUUGUUUGUGUUGGUGAACAACGGUGGAGAUGGAUUUCGAAAUGCAUUUCUUCACUGAUUUUCUUGGUUAUGGCGAAUGGCAGUCCAAGAGGUCUCUUCAAGUAUUCUACAGAUUUAAGGCAGUCCUCUGUCACUUUUGUUGUUUGUGUUUGGUUUCGAAAGUGCUGAGCAAGAUGCUGAUUAAAGCUACUGACGAAGGUUAGAUUGGUGGUUUCACAAUUGACAAUGCUUGUAAUGAAGAUUCCAUAUCUCUUUUUUCAUUUGCGGAUGAUGUCAUAUUUUUCUUGGAGGAUGACAUCAAACAAAUUUUACACUUAGAGGCAUACUGUUAUGUUUUGAGGCUGUCUCAGGACUGAAAGUGAAUUUGGGAAAAGAAAGAAAUAAUUCCUGUGGGCGAGAAUGUAAAUUUGCAAGAAAUGUCUGGGAGUAGUGGUUGCAGCUGGGAUGCACUUACAAAGCCAAAGCUGCGUGUAAUCUGAUGAUACAAAGAUUUGAGAAGAGUUUAAGUAGGUGGAAGAUGGCUUAUAUGUCCAUGGGAUGUAGACUUAUGUAGAUGAAGCUUGCACUUUUUAAUCUUCUGGUUUACUUUAUUUCUUUGUUUCCAAUCCCUAUUUCAGUGGCAAAAAGACUCAAGAGCAUGCAAAAAAAGUUUCUUCAGGGACACUGGGAUGAUAAUCUGGGAUUUCGGGAUGAUAAUCCGGGAUUUCGUUUAGUUGAUAGGAGUAUUGUAACACAAGCAAUUUCUAAUGGGGGAGUUUGGGGUAAAGUCAUUGGUUCUUGUAUGUAAAGCUUUGCUUUGACAAUGAUUUUGGAGAUUUAAUGGGGAGAAAACUAGCCCUUGGCGGAUGGCACUAGUUGCAAAAUUUGGUUUGGAAGAUUCAGAGUGGAUAACAAAGCCUAGUCGAGGAGCACAUGGGGUCGGGCUUCAGAAGCACAUUAGAUUGGAGACUUUGCUGAGACAUCAUCCUGUUUCUAAUCGAGAAGGUUUUCAAGAACUCAAUAAAAUUGCCUUGAGGAUUGAGGGAAAUUUUUACACUGCUGCAACAAGCCAGUCCGAUUAUUUAAGGAAGAUAUCUUUGAAGAUGUUGACAAUGGAGACAAAGGCUCAGAAUACCAGACCUUAUGCGCUGCCAUCUAACACUGCUGGGAAUAGCUGUGAGGACUCGGCAGGCAAAGGCAAAAUCUUGAAGACUCCUCUAUCCAUGGCCAGUAUCAACAAUGGACUUCGCCAUCAGAAACGUGCACGAUUACCUCCUUCCAAUCAAAAUGAAACCCAGAAUCCAGUGGAUUACAUCAGCAAAUUGCCCAAUGACAUAAUCGUUCAUAUUUUCUCCUUCUUGACUACAAAAGAUGCCGUCAAAACUAGCGUCUUGUCCAAGCAAUGGCGUUCCACUUGGACCUCUAAUCAGUACAUGAGUUUCUCUCUGCCCCCUGGCAGUAGCUCGAAUCUGAAGAGCUUCAUUGCUUUUGUCGACUCAGUGCUGUUACGCUGCACUGCAGUUCAGGUGAAAAGAUUCCUCUUUGAUGCUCCUUGUCAUGCCUUCAUGCAGUCGAGUCUUGAUACGUGGCUCGAGUUUGCUAUCAAGCAUGACGUCGAAGAGGUAUCGAUAACCCCACAUUAUUGGCGUUACAACAUUUAUGCAUUGCCGCAAAUCUUGUUCCUCUGCACCACGCUAGUGAGUUUGUGCGUGUCCCAAUGCUGUUUUUCGGUGUUAAGUGCUGUGAAUUGGUGUUCGCUGAAGAUAUUGCGCAUUGAAUAUGCGGAGUUAAACGAUGAGGGAAUGGUGAGAGUUUUUAGUGGCAGCCCUGUUCUAGAGUUCCUUGAGUUGAAAAGUUGCCGGGGCGUCAAGCACAUAAUGGUUGAAUCAAAAAGCUUUAGAGAGUUGGUGAUUGAUUCUCAUGAGUUUCGUCCUGAUCAAGGUUUGAUGUUGAAAAUUUGGGCUCCUCAUCUUCUCAAAUUGCGCCUAUUGGGCAAUUCUCAGGGGGGAGACUUCAGUCUAGAUGAAGUAUCUUCCUUGAUUGAGGCUGAGUUAAAUUUCGAAAUGGAAAGUUUCGCACUCGACAAGGUUAAGGCUCAUGGGGAUCUUGUCAUGGGGCUUCUCAAGAGGCUGCAUCAUGUGACGAAAUUAGUGAUGGGGAGCUGGUGCCUUCAGGUGCUGUCGUUGAUGGAGGUGAGAGAAGUGUUUCUUCCAUCCUUACAAUGUCAGCAUCUGAUAUUACUCGGCACAGCAGACCACGAGGGAGUUCCAGCUAUAGUGAAAAUACUCGAAAGCACGCGGCACUUGGAGAAGUUAUUCUUACAAACGAUUCACACACUCAAUUCUGCGGUUAAGUUCAAUGCGGAGGGUGUAGGCCGUCACAACUCUGCUGGAGAAGAAUUUUGGAAUUCUGCAAAGUGGAGGAUCCACCAGUGUUUGAUCCAUCUCAAGCAGGUUGAGAUUGUUGAUCGCGGUGCCAAUUUGCUGUUAUGGGAAUCUGUUCUUUCCCUUCUCAAGUUUCUCCUCCAGAAUGCACUACUGUCUGGACAAAAUAUUGAUCAAUAGUACCAAUUCCGAAUCAUCCCAAGCAGUUGAAGUGGCCCGGAUUCUUCUGUCGCACCCAAAGUGUUGUCCAAGCACGGAGGUCGUUCUUAGAUGUCCUUCCCAAGGAUGUCCGUCUAAACGUGUGCCUUUAUCCUGAUCAUUUCAUCACCAUCGGCGACUUCUCUUUCUCGGUUUUGUAUUUUAGCUUAACAUUUACAGGAGAUGUGAUUGAAUGCAACGACCAGCGAAAAAUUUGAAAUAAAAAUUCCCUUUCUGUUUGUUUAAA